Messenger RNA from Branchiostoma floridae (Florida lancelet), 5864 nucleotides. Its product is annotated as tetratricopeptide repeat protein 28-like. The record is from RefSeq and is a predicted model, not a curated record. Gene Ontology annotation, molecular function: protein binding. The transcript has 3 exons. NCBI's taxonomy places the organism in Eukaryota, Metazoa, Chordata, Leptocardii, Amphioxiformes, Branchiostomatidae. Bases 62 to 4273 code for a protein of 1403 amino acids.
GCAUCUCAAGGGGCUGCGAUCUGAUGUAGCGAAGUUCCACACCGUCUUACACGACCUAGACAUGGCGGGGAGAGUCAUGCAAGCCAAGCGAGACAUGCAUCGGCUGCCAAGCCUCAUAGUCUCGGGGCUGGGCUUGUUUCACGGCUGCAAAAGCCACUCUCCGUGGGACAUCGUUGAUGAGUUGGAGCAAAGGGGCAACCUCGAUCCCGAGUCUUCGCACAACAUCCGGGUCCUGAUCUCCAUAGCAAACGAGAUGCGCCUGCGCACGUACCUUGACCACAACAGCCAACAGGAUUCCUUCUCUUCGCUGCCUCUACUGCCACAACUCGUCAAGACUCAAGAGCCAAGCAAAGAUAAAACGCAAAACGUGUAUCAUUUCCCGACAACGGAUAUGAUAUCCCGCUACUAUUACACGAUGAUACCGUUAGAAGAAACCAUCAAGCUGUUUGUUGAAGAGAUCGCAAGAAGUGAGGGACCACCAGCAGAUGGCCUUCGUGUGAGAACAAAGCUUUACGAGGACGGACCGAUCAGUAGAGCAUUCGUACAUCUCCACCUGCUCCAGUUUGAGGAAGCCAAACAAAGUCUGUACGAAGCGUUACAGAAAACUGACAGGGGCGGUAGCCCAGACAAGACCUGUAGUAUACUGUACCAUGUGGGGACGAUAUGUGUAGAGCUUGGGCUACAUGAAGAAGCUAGAAAAUGCUUUCAGGAGGCUCUUGAGAUCUGGCCGAGGACAACAUCUUCAGCCGCUCGCCUGCAAGCACAACUUUUAAACGCUAUCGGGGCAACUUUCGGCACCGAAGAUCCAGCAACUAUGCGAAGAUAUUGCCAAGAGUCAUUGCGUGUUCGUACGAAUUUCUUUCAAGGGGAAGUUCCGAGCGAGGAAGAGGCUGGAGUCAGUCAAAACAUUGCUAUUUCGUGGAUCAAGGAAGGAAAACACAACAAGGCAGUGGAGUCGUUCUCAAAAGCGCUAUCAACCGUGGGUGAUGGAUUCAUAAGUCCGUUCGUAAUCACUGUUUUAUCAAACUUGUCCGACUGUUACGGCGAGAUGGGCCUGUUAGAAGAGGCAACCGUCUACGCCGAGAGAGCUGCAAACAUGGCUAAGACGCUAUACGGAGAAGACACCGCCCAUCCAACACUGGCGGCAGUCCUCUUUACUUUGGGCAAGAUCUAUUCCCAAAGGGAGCUAUAUCAAGACGCCCUUUCCUGUCACAGUCUUGCUUUACAAAUCCGAAAUCGCCUGUAUGGGAAAGAAGCCACACACCAACGAAGGGCCGAGUUACUGAAAGCGGUUGCCUAUAGCUUGCUCCGACUCGAUGAGUACAAUGCAGCAAUCCAGCACUACGAAGAAUCACUGGCUAUAAGAAGGUCGACAGAGAAGUGCGUAUACUACAACAACGAAACAGUCAGCUUGCUCAAUCUCUUAGGACAUGCACACACAAUGUGUGGAAACCAUGAGAAAGCGAUAGAGUAUCAGAAUGAAGCAGUUAAGGUGGGGAAAGCCAUCUGCUCUGGCCGAGAAGACUACACCCAGACUGAAGAAAUGGUCGACUCCUUACUCUACCUAGCGGAGACGCAUGAAAGACAAAACAACUACCAACAAGCUAUAGACUUCUACAAGGCCUUCUUUGACGCUAGGCAGCAAUUUCCCGGAUUUCACUCCGACCAAAAUGUCGUUAGGGCCUUCAAUAACUUGGGUGUGGCGUACAUGGCUCUAGGAGAGGAUUCAGCGGCAGCGGCGUUCUUCACAGAAGCUCUGGACACAUUAAGGAACGCUCCAGAUGAAAAUGCAGGUAGAGUAUUCGUUGCUUGUGUCUGCAACCUUGGCCACGUCCUUUACAACCUCGGUGACUACCAAGCUGCCCGAGGUCACUACGAAGAGAUCGCUAACAAAAAACGUCGUGGCGAGUCCGAGACAGCCGACAUGGAUGCAGUCGCACUGCUGUCUUAUCUAGCAGCCACGUACCAGAAGCUAGACGACCACAACCGGGCGAUUGAGAUGUGUCAAGAAGCGUUAGAGAUUCACAAAAGGGACGGCACCGUGCGUAACCCAGCUACGAUGGGAAAGAUUCACAAGAUACUCGGAAGAAGCCUCCUCGUUGCCGAGCGACACUCGGAUGCCAUCACACACCUCGAAAAAUCUGUAGAUCUCAUGCAGACCUUGGACGUAGAAGAGAAAACACAACUAGAAGAAAUCGUAACCUUGUACCAGGACAUUGCCAACACGUACAGUUAUACAGGGCAGUCACGGUCUGCAGCAGCUAACUUUACAAAGGCUCUUGGUACCCUAAAGAUGAUACAUGGGGACGAUGCGUGCCACAUCGAUAUUGCAGGUACCCUGUUCAACAUGGGCAAGGCGUUCGUGGAUUUUUCGAGGAGCGGGGUCCUCUUCAGCAAGAGCUAUCGUGAACGGGCCGCCCUGUUAUUCGAGGAGGCGGUUACCAUGACUCGGCGCCUGGACAAUGAUCUAGACACACAGAAACUUCGAGCAUCAUGUCUGAACAUGGCGGAUCUACAUUUCGACUUGCAGGAUUUCGAAAAAGCAGCGACGUUCUACGAAGAGCUGUCGAGAGAGGUGACUUCUCUUCCAGUCGGCACGUACAGCGACCUGGAAGCUACGGCGUUGUUUUACAAUCUCGGUGUCAGUUUUCAACGCAGCAGCGAAGCCAAGAAAGCCAUCCCUGCUUUAGAAAGGUCCUUGGAGAUAAAGAGGUUGAUUUUGACUGGAGAGGAUGGGAUGUACAGUAUUGCGAUGACACUCCAAGCACUCGGUGACAGCCUUUUUAUCGACCAUCGCUACGCUGAAGCAGUCAAUCAUCUUCAAGAAGCGAUGGAAAUGCGAAGGAGUAUCUCCCAUGGUCACAACACACUAGAGAUGUCUUCCACGUUGAACAGCCUAGGACUUGCUCUUUCCUGCAAGGGGGACAAAGAGAAGGGAAUUAAGCAUUUGAAAGAUGCUGUGCGAAUCCGAAGGGAGGUCCUAGGGGCUGUCCAUCCCAAACUGGCAGAAUCUCUGUCAAAUCUGGGAAAUGUGUAUGGUGAAAGUGACGCUAACGAAGAAGAGAUCCUUUGCUACAAAGAAGCACUCGGCAUUUGGGAGGACUUCUACGGAAGGACCUACCCUAGCGAUGAGGUCAUCACAGCUCUGUAUACAAUAGCCAAUGCUUACGCACGACUGGAAGAAGAGGACGAAGCUGCUACUUACUACAGGCGGACCCUCCAUGAAAUCCGAUCUCUGGUGCGAAUGAAAGGGAAGCUACCCGACGGACAUGCCAAGAAGACCUUACGGACAGUUUCUGUACUACUUAUGAAAGACUCACCGGGUGAAGAACAUGACGUUCCCAACCAAGACGAACACACCGGUGAGAUGGAAGGGAUGCAGCAAGUCUUAGAAGUCGUCACUUAUCUGGCGAAAUACAUGACAGUGACUCCACCUGAGAAGGGUGACUUAGAUCUCGUGAUGUUGGCCCUACUGGUCAUAACGGACAAGAGGCUGCAGUUGUCCACUAAUCACGACGCCGAGAAAGCGAUUGCGAAAGAAUUUGCGAAGCGCCAAGGUGCCGUGUCCCUGGCCAGUUACGUCAUGCAUGUCAGUACGACCGUGACGUCAUCUGUGACGUCAUCCCCGGAGAGUGCUGAUUGGCUGUGGCAGGACGUUGUCGCCUUGCGGACCGCGGUGUGGAGUCUGUCGGCACACGGAGGCGAGUUCUGCCGCCAGCUGGCGGAGGGAGGACUGCUCACUUACCUGCUGACGGAACUCGGAGAAGGUGCAGGCGAAACCCGACCGACCUCAGUGUCAGGACCACCCGACUUCAGAUUCCAGACAUUUCUGCUGACGUCAGCCACCAGCAUUCUGUACAACUGCGCACGCGUGCCGACCUGUCGCCAUCACCUCCGCCACGAUGACAAGCUUUCCGUUUUACGCAUGCGCCACAUCCUCGACGGAGAUGACGUAACCAUUGUGCGUGACGUCAUCCUAACGCUUGUGCACAUCAGUGACGGUGAAGGUGGUUUCGACGUUGACGUCCCUCCUGUUAGAGAAGACGUCAUACAAGACUUUCUUACCACUAUCGAGACAUCACUUGAAGAAAUCUCACCGGAAUACUCACAGAGAGAGAUGCUGCUUGGGGUGAAGUUCUUGGUUCAAAAAGAAGAAAAUAGAGAGAAGAUCAUUAGCCAAAAAGGGGUAGGGUUGAUAGAGAAAAUACUGGAGGGUAGUCAGGAAGAUGUGUCAGAGAUAGCAGCCAAUGUCAUGUGGAUUUUGCUGCAGUAGUCAUAUCAAACAUGGCAACUAGUCCAUAAACUGGCACCACGGUUCAUGAAAAAAAUAUUCUUUUCAGAAGCAAACAGUUUUAUUAUACUGCUUAAUCAUUGUGACGUUCUGUAAUUACAAUAUACUGCCAUAUUUCCUUUCGGCGGCUCUUCACAUUUUCCUUCAGCCACUGCGUUGUGUUUCGAAAUGGUUGCCACCUUUGAUAUGACGUCACUUACAUGCUUAAUUGCAACAAACCCUCGCGUCUGAAAAAAAAUAUUUUUGUUGGUGCAAUGUUCGAUGUCAGGAGAGAGGCGUAUAUUUGGUGCAAAUGCGAACGUGUAUGUUGAUUGAGGAAUACUAUCUUGGUUGUGGAAUAUAAACAGAAAAUGUUGUACUUUGGCUGCAUACGCCCUUUAAGAAACAGUAAAAGUUAUUAGUUUGAUUUGUAGGCUCUGAAAUAUGUGAAGGACUGUCCCUGAAAUGUUGUUUAUCAGCAAUAUUAUUCUAUCAUUCAAGGAGCGGUGACAGUUUGAAUUCUAUAGGCUCUGAAAUAUGUGAAGGACUGUCCCUGAAAUGUGGUUUAUUCUAGCAAUAUCAUUCUAUUAUUCAAUGAGCAGUGACAGUUAUUAGUUUGAAUUCCAGCCUCUCAGACAUGUGAAGGACUGUCCCUGAAAUGCGGUCUAGCAAAGGUUAUGAUCGGUCGUGUGGCUUAUGCAUUGUUGUGGUGCAGAAGUGUAAGUUUGGCAAAACAGAGGAAGCCAACAUCUUGAAUUUCCUUAAAGUUUGUGCAAAUGCAAAUCAUGUUUCUCCCUCCGUGUUUAAGCGUACUUAUUAACAACAUUGGAAGAGGAGAUACUGUUUUUGAAAGGUGUGGCGUCGGGCGUGGCGUAACUGGUAGAGCAAUCGACUCGGAAUCUAUAGGUCCUGAGUUCGAUCCCCGCCGUGCCCCCGACGUUGUGCCCUUGGGAAAGGCACUUUACAUGACCUUCCUCACGUCACCCAGGUGUAAAAAUGGGUUUCUGAAUUCGGUCGGGGAUGUAAAAGACUACCUUUACCUUCUGUCUGUGCUGUGUAAUGUUGAUAUAAAUUACAAAAUUUGAGUGCAGAGCCACAUUGUCGUCGUCUUCCCAAAAGCAAAUUAGAAAAAAAGCGAUUAAACAUAACAGCUCAGACACUGAGAUCAUAUGUUAUUGAUUAAAGUACGCACUUUUUAAAAUCCUAAAGGUGCUUGCAGUUGUUUGCAAGUCAGGGUAAUAUCAAAUUACAUGUAUUUGAGGUUAUUUCUCAGAUAAAUGGUAAGAGGACCUCAAAGAUAAUGCUCCCAUGUUAUAUUGUACAGCAUUAGACUAGUUCUAUUAAUAAAAUAUAGAUAUUAAAGGUACCCACCACACUGCCAAAUUUCAACAAUUCUGUAACUUUGGUAGACAAUUCACGUCAAGUUUGCAAAGACGAAGAAAGCAAGCAUUUUUACACAUUGAAGCAAGGACGUCCGAUUCUGUACAAGCAACUACAACAGGGAUUUUUGUGUUUCCAAAAUGAAAACAGAUUUGCAGUGGAUGUCACUUGAAGAUAGAAGGAAAAUGUCCAGACUUUCCAUGAUGUACAAAAU